Molecule: messenger RNA, 1404 nt
Organism: Gadus macrocephalus (Pacific cod)
Lineage: Eukaryota; Metazoa; Chordata; Actinopteri; Gadiformes; Gadidae
Exons: 3
Coding region: 69-1319 (416 amino acids)
Source: RefSeq, a predicted model, not a curated record
GGGUCCGAAACAUUAGGCGUGAUAAAUUCGUUAUAAGGAGACACACCACUGUCUGCAGUCGGCAUUUUAUGCCAGAAGAUGUCGUUGAAGGUGGCCGACGCCGUUUGAAACCCGGGGCGAUUCCGGUGUUGUUCGCCUGGAACAACUACAACCUGCCGGUCACUCGGCCAAGCGUGUGGCAAAGGACACAGCGGCAAGAGGAGGAGGAGGAUGAGGAUGAGGGUGAGGUGCCGAUCGAUGCCAGCGUGGCUUUGUGUCACGACUACGAUAGCAGACCAGAACCUGCAUUUAUGGACCUGGCCUACGAAAAAAUCCACGCACAGCAGCAGGUCAUCAUAGAGCUACAGAGGCGACUGGAGGAGGUUUCAUUGGGGCAGAAGUUUGGACUUGAAAGAUACAAGACCUCCGAUGAGGACAUCAGGUUUUACACGAGAUUUGCCAGCUACCGCCAUUUCAAUGCAUUUUGGUUGCAUCAGGUUGAACCUGUCGGUAGGAGAAUUGUCCGUGUUGGACAGUCUUCGUCAACCACAGUUCCUGAUGAGACUGCUGACCCACCACGUAGACCAAACCGCUGUCUACCGCUGAUUGAUGAGCUGUUCCUCUUUCUGGUCUAUCUGUCUCUGGGUCUGAAGGAGAGGGAUCUAGCGGACCGCUUCAACGUACAUCAAUCAACUGUUAGUAGAACAAUUAGGACCUGGGCUAAUUUUCUCUACACAGUUUUGGGUGCUGUGGGCAUUUGGAUGUCCCCUGAUGCAGUCCGUGCCAUGAUGCCUGACGUGUUUGAAAAGUACUCUGACACACAGGUGAUAGUAGACUGCACUGAACUAAAAUGUCAGACGCCUUCCUCGCUCCUUUUGCAGAGUAAGAUGUACUCCCAGUAUAAGUCUCAUACCACAGUAAAGGGAAUGAUUGGUGUGUCCCCGCACGGUGCUGUCACCUUUGUGUCAACACUGUACUCUGGUUCCAUUAGCGAUAAAGAACUGUUCAAGCAAUCUGGAAUCAUCCCUCUACUAGAUGAAAACAUGGCUGUAAUGGUUGAUAAAGGCUUUUCAAUUGAUGAUUUAGUACCGGGCAAAGUACACAGACCACCUUUUCUGGGAAGGAACUCUCAGCUGUCUCAUGAAGAUGUUUUAGCUACUCAGGAAAUUGCCAGGCUGAGAAUACACGUGGAGAGAGUGAUUAGGCGCAUAAAACAAAAUAAAUUAUUCGAUUCCAUCAUCCCUUUGACUAUUAAUGGUAGUAUCAACCAGCUUUUCGCAGUAGCCUGCCUUCUAUCUAAUUAUCAGAACAAACCACUGGUCAAGGCGUGGGCCAAAUAGAUGAUCUAAUUUACCCAGGGUUUCCCACAGCACUUUACAGCUUAGGCGGCCGCCUAAGCAACACACGCCUGCCGCCUUAACUACG